Messenger RNA from Didymodactylos carnosus, 1425 nucleotides. Lineage: Eukaryota; Metazoa; Rotifera; Eurotatoria; Philodinida; Philodinidae. The record is from the annotation of a GenBank genome assembly.
AUGAAAUUGGUUAGCGGAUUUUCUGCUGAUUUAUCAAGUUUAAAACUACAUGAACAACCUGGAGCAUUUGAGGUUGCUAUUCCAGCAACAUGGACAUGGUUUUACCUUCGGAAACAACAAUUGUUAUUGUUCUUCCAAGAUCCUACUCAUCUUGCCACCAAAUUACGUAACCGUUUACUGUCAAAAUCAGUCGAAUUAAAAAUGGGAGAAUUCUCUAUCACCUUGUCACAUUUAACAGAUUUAAUUGAGAAUAAUUCAAAACUAGAUCAUGGUCUGGUUAGCACUGACAUUUUUCCAAAAGACCGUCAAAAUUAUGCUUCUUUUGUGAAAAUAUCAAGUGCGAAUGUUUUGAAUUUAUUGAGUAACUCAAACGAAACACAAGCAACAUUCGUCUAUCUUCAGUUAUUAAGUUCUAUUAUCAUUGCAUACAUUGAUCAGUCAACACCAAUUUCCAAUCGUUUAUAUCAUGCGUGGGUGACCGUCUUUGUUAGCCGUUUUUGGUGGACGUGGUUAAAACACAGUACGUUUCUUGAUAAAUCGACAAAAAAAUCGUUGAAACAAAUUAAUAAAUAUUUUAUAACUACAUCUGCAUUUUAUUCGAUUGAAUUAAACGCACAUAAUUUAUUGUAUCUGACGCUAUUAGUUAUCCAAGAAGAUUUACCGGUAGAAGCACUGAAUGUGUUUUUAUUUAAUUCGCAAGCGUGUGAAGCAACUUUCAGGAAUGCCAGAUCAUUGCGCGGUGUGUAUUCAAGCAUUACAAAUUUUACUGUGAAUGAUUUUCUGCGACGGGCUCAAAAACUAUCUGUUUUAAACGAAAUAAAAGCCUAUGAACAAUUACAUCCGCAUGAAAAUGAAAUAUUGUUUCCAGUUUACCAUAAACACAAAAAACAUUCAUCUAAUUUAAUUGAUGAUAAUCCGCGUUUGAAAAUAACGUGCAUUGAAACUAUUAUUAAUAAUGCUUAUCAACAAGCAAAAAAGAUAAUCGUUAAACUGAAAAUGUCAGCUCUACUGAAACAAAACAAAGCGUUAGAAUUAAAUGAUUUGAAUUUAUAUGUACGUAAUCAUUUGACUAAUACAAAUGAUCAUUCAACACUCGCCGAUCAGUAUGAAUCUGAAUCCGAUUCGGACAAUGAAACAACAACGAAUAAUGAACGACAUGGUGAUAAUAAAACUGAAAGUGAUUGUGACAGUGAAAAUGAAACAGAAUUAAACGAGGUAUUAAGAUCAAAAACGAAAACUUUUCCUGGUAUCCGAUUACUGGAAACAAUCAAUCCGACAUUGGAUGAUUCCUACUUCGAUAUAAAAAUUAAUGACGAACAUAAAUUUCUUCAUAAACAAACAGCGUGUUGGUUCUUAACUGAUAAAAAUACUCGUUUAUCAUCAGAUAGAUUAACGCGAGUAGUCGAAAUGAGUAAACAGGAUUAA